UCUCCGUCUCUUCUGCUUCUCGGUUCUCGGUUCUCAAACUCAGAACACAAAAAAAAGUUGAGAUAUGGCUGCUUAUGGAGCUCUAGUUUCUGUUAUGCAUAUUAUCGGUCAAAUUCAAACUCUUCCAAGCGCUCCGAUUUCCAUCCUCCCAAAACAGGUUGAAUCUCUCACUCUAGUAAUUACUUCCUUGCAAAAAUUUCUUGAAAGCUAUUCUCCCCACCGUGGCUACACUGAACAAGAAGAUGUCUGGGAGAGUCGCAUUGCUGAAGCGGCUUAUGAAGCUGAAGAUGUGAUCGAGUCCUAUAUUGUCGAUCAAAUUCGUGCUCGAUCAGAAACUGAUGUAGAACACAUCAACUCAGCUGAAUUCUAUCAAGGUCUGCAUAAGGUGAUAGAAAACAUGAAUGUGAUCAAGAUUGAGAUUGAAGAGAAGGUGGUACUCCGAGAUCAACUCCAAAUCGUGAAGUCUGCGAGCACUGCUGCUGCCGCCUCGUCAAGAUCUGCUUCCGCUGCUCAUAAGGUUACAAUGGUUGGUUUUGAUGAUGUGUUGGAUCAAUUGCUGGACACGAUCACUGGAGGAGGACUCAAUCGCCAAAUUAUUCCGAUUGCUGGAAUGGGUGGGAUAGGCAAGACUACUCUUGCUCGGAAUAUCUAUGUAAGUCCACUUGUCCAACAUCAUUUUUUUGUUUGUGCGUGGUCUGCAAUUUCGCAAGAGUGUAAUGCAAGAGAAGUUCUUAGAGAAAUUCUUAGACAAGUUCCUAUUCAAGUAGACCUGGAGGAUGAGGAUGAGGAGAAGAAGAAGAAGAAGAAGAAGAAGAAGAGGAUUGAAGAUUUGAGUGCAGAUGAGUUAGGAGAAAAGCUGUACAAACAGUUAAUAGGAAGAAAGUAUUUUAUAGUGAUGGAUGAUAUGUGGAAUAUUGAGGCAUGGGAUCGAGUUAGGAGAUUCUUCCCGGAUGAUAAAAACGGGAGUAGAAUAGUAGUGACGACAAGACUAUCAAACUUGGCAUCUCAAUUUAACAACUGCAAUGGUUUUGAUUUGGAAUUUUUAGAUGAGUAUGCUAGUUGGGACCUAUUUUGCAGAACCGUAUUCGGGAAAAAAGCUUGCCCUCUUGAGUUGGAGGAUGUUGGGAAGAAGAUUGUGAAAGGUUGUAAGGGACUUCCAUUGUCAAUUGUUGUGAUUGGGGGGCUUCUAUCAAAAUCUGAAAAAGAAAGUUGGGGACUGUAUGAAAAAAAUUUAAGUUCAAUUGUGAAUUUGGAGGAUAAUGAAAGGUGCUUGCAAAUAUUAUACAUGAGUUAUAAUAAUUUGCCAACUUAUUUAAAACCAUGUUUUCUCUAUUUCGGAAGAUAUGGCGAAGAUGAAGUGAUUCGAAUAUCUCAACUCAUCCUAGAAUUGGCUGCUGAGGGACUCUUAAAACCAAUUAAUGGGAAAAGUUUGGAAGAGGUUGCAGAAAAGUACGUUGAAGAACUUGUUGAUAGAAAUCUCCUUAUGGUUGAAAAGCGCAGGGAUUAUGGGAAACUAAAAUCAUUGAAAAUGCAUGAUCUGUUAAGGGACAUGUGUUUGCGAGAAGCUCGAAAGUUGAGGUUUCUAUAUGUGUUGGAAGAGCAGAGCAUUCCAGAGGGCACUUAUCCUUAUCGCCGUAUUGCAAGCAACUUACAACAAUGGGAAUAUCCAACUCACCUCAUUCAAUCUCUGAAAUCCACAGCACCUGUCCGCUCAUUUUUUGGGAGAGCUCCAACGAAUUUAUCAAAUAACUUCAGAUCAUUGAGGACAUAUACAUUUGAAGCAUUCCCUGGGGUAGAUUAUGAGAAGAAUUUUCUAAAGCGAGUUAACUCGCGUCUUCUUUUUGUUAGGGUUGUUGAUAAAUUAUUCAGAAUUCCUUCUUCCAUCUCUUUUCUUUGGAAUUUGCAGACAGUGAUUAUACGUGGCAAAGGUAAGAAUUAUGCUUUCGAUCUUUGGAAGAUGCCUCAACUUAGGCACGUCAGAAUCAUCACCAGGUGGUGCAAUGGUGGUACAUUUAAUGUCCCCGAUCCUCUCAAUGACAAAGAGGAUAUGGUGAUGGAAAACCUACAGUCACUUUACUGUGUGAACAAUCUCAAGUUCGGUGCGGGCGUGCUUAAAAGAAUCCCCAAUAUCAAAACAUUGAAGUUGUACUAUAAAGGCAUCAGUAGAGUAGAUGAAAUUUGCCAGCUCGAGAAUAUUUGUCGCCUCCAAAAGCUAGAAUCUCUUUGUAUUAAGAUUUCUUUUACGCGACAAGUGAGGUUUCCAGAUUCGCUCAAAAAGUUGACAUUGCAAUAUACCCUUCUUCAUUGGGAAGACAUGAAGACAAAAAUAGGUUUGUUACCCCUUCUUCAAGUUCUCAAGCUGGAAUCAAGUUCCUUUAUGGGGUUAAAGUGGGAAACAUUGGAUGACCAAUUCUUGAAUCUCAAGUUCUUGCUGAUUAAGGAUUGUGAAAUAGAGUGGUGGAUCACAGACAACACUCACUUUCCACGCCUUGAGCACCUUCAUCUUCACGGUCUACCAAGGUUGAGGGAGAUUCCUUUAUGCAUUGGCGACAUACCAACACUUCACUCAAUUACGGUGGAAAGUUGUAUUAACUAUGUGAAGGAUUCAGCUCUAAAAAUAAAGGAGGAGCAAGAGGAACUCGGCAAUGGAGACCUUCAAAUCAUUACCUGACCAAUCAUUCCUGAGUAAUAGUUCCAACUUCUUUUCCAUAAUGAUUAUUUUACUAAGAUUUUUACCUUAA
Salvia hispanica is the source of this 2741-nucleotide messenger RNA. RefSeq names its product putative late blight resistance protein homolog R1B-16. The record is from RefSeq and is a predicted model, not a curated record. Lineage: Eukaryota; Viridiplantae; Streptophyta; Magnoliopsida; Lamiales; Lamiaceae. Gene Ontology annotation, biological process: defense response to other organism. Gene Ontology annotation, molecular function: ADP binding.